Messenger RNA from Paralichthys olivaceus (Japanese flounder), 1546 nucleotides. It is a transcript of the gene sult2st3, whose product is annotated as sulfotransferase family 2, cytosolic sulfotransferase 3. The record is from RefSeq and is a predicted model, not a curated record. NCBI's taxonomy places the organism in Eukaryota, Metazoa, Chordata, Actinopteri, Pleuronectiformes, Paralichthyidae. Gene Ontology annotation, cellular component: cytoplasm. Gene Ontology annotation, molecular function: sulfotransferase activity. Gene Ontology annotation, biological process: sulfation.
CGACUGCGUUCGUGGCGAGGAGAAGUGUUUCAACACAAAACAAGUGGCUGAGAAAGCGAGCUUGAGUCCCAUUCGUCGAUUUUGUCCACGUUUUCGCGAUAUUUGAUUCUUAGAGAAGUCAUAGCACAGCAUCCGACAGCUCUGCCCCCAGCUGGCGAGGCACCCACAGUGACACCGAGCUGUGUGCGCGCUGCAGCUGUCGGCUCAGAGAGACGAGUGCGCAAGGACCGUCCAACAAGCGCUUUACCGUGACUUUACCUUCAACCUCGCACCACCAUGUCCUCUGAAGACAUGUAUUUGGAUUAUCGCGGACACACACUUCCCACGGAGACUCACAGCGCACAGAGCUUGGCGUUUGCGGAGGAAUUCAAGUUUGAAGACGAUGACGUCGUGGCUGUAACGUACCCGAAGUCAGGUACAGUCUGGAUGCAGGAGAUCCUGCCACUGGUGCUGAACGGUGGCGACCUGACGCCAAUCCAAACCAUUCCAAACUGGGACAGGGUGCCUUGGCUGGAGGAGAAAAGAUUGUCCAUUGUUGUGGAUAAGUUGAUAUCUCCACGAGCACUAGUCACCCAUUUUCCUUAUCACCUCAUGCCCGCAUCCUUCCACACCUCCAAAGCCAAGGUGAUCUAUGUUAUCAGGAACCCAAAGGAUGUCUUGGUGUCUUCAUACUACUUCCACCAGAUGGCCGGAUUUCUCGAGGAUCCGGGAACUUUGGAUGAGUUCAUAGAGAAAUUCCUGGAUGGCAGAGUGAUGUUUGGCAAAUGGACAGACCACGUGAAGAGCUGGAGACACACAGAGCUGGGAGACAGAAUCAUGUACAUCUCAUAUGAAGAAAUGGUUCAGGACCUGCCUGCAGCUCUCAAGCGUAUUUCUGGUUUCGUGGGCAAGAACCUGAGUGAAGACAUCAUUCAGAAGAUCGCAGAGAAUUGCACCUUUGAGAGCAUGAAGGCCAACAACAUGUCCAACUUCAGCCUGAUCCCAAAGCAAUACAUGGACAAUGAAAAAUCUCCAUUCUUCAGGAAAGGUGUUGCUGGAGACUGGAAAAAACAUCUCAGCACAGAGCAGCUGGCCCGGAUCACAUCAGUCAUUUGCAAAGAGAUGGAGGGUGAGAGCUUCUCUCUGCCGUGGAGUCUGGACUGACCCACAGCCAGAGGGAGAAGGAGGCAUGUUCAGUACAUAUUUGUCAGAGUAGGAAACUGGUGCUAAUUGGGCCCAAUGUCAGGUAGACAAGUAAAAAGUAAUUUACUGAUGUUUUUACUCAAGUCAUCAUAAAACUUCUCAAACGGGAUAUAGAAGAGCUGCAGAGCCUGUUAUCUGGACAAAUCUCCGCCUCAAAUAUAUAAUGUCAAAAGUUUUUUGUUUUUUUUACGAAACAUAUGAUUUUCCAGGUUGACUGGAUUUUUUUUUUUGCUUGCCCUGGGUGUGAAUUUGUAUAUGUAUGUGUAUAUGUUAAACUGUCAAAAUUCUGCUUCAACAGUGGUCAUUUGCGUUCUCCCAUCUGCAAAUUAGCUUGUUAAUAAACUAUUUUGUUAUUUUCUUGCUA